GGGGUGAGGUCUGUGGGCUACGGGCCAGAGAGUCUUGCUUAGGGGUCUAAGCGGUGGGCCUUAUGUAGAUCACACAGGGAUGGCAGGCAGAGCCUGUGCAGAUAGUGCGGGCUACCGUAGGGCAACAGCGAAGGGAUAUGGCUGGAGUGGCGGGAUAGGGGCCCGGUGGAAAGGGUGGGCUUUAUGUAGAUAAACCGGGAGUGGGCGGAGCUCGGAGCCGAGCAGGCGGGGAAUGAAAAGGCAAGCCCGGAGAAAAGUGACAGGAGCGGAGCGCACGCUGAUAGGCUGGGAGCGCCCUGGAGGGGCGGGGCACGCUGGGAUAGGGCGAAGGGAGAGGGCGUUGCCUGAGCAGGGGCGGGCUAGACGGCCGCGCUGGAGAGCAGCUUUCCCGCUAGACUAUGAGUUCCGGGAAAACUGCGGGCUCAAUGACCACGGCGAUUUCGUAACGCUCCCGUUCCGAGAGUGUCCUUCUGGGCAGUGCAACCCCGACGGUGCGGAGCUAUGUAGCCCCUGCGGCAGCGGAGCCGUCACUCCUACUCCCGCCGCGGGCGGGGGCAGAACCCUGUGGCGCUGCAGAGAGAGGCCGGUCCCUGCCAAGAGGCCCUGCCCCCACACACCUGGAAACCCAGGCGCCCCUAGCUCCCAGGAGCGCAGCUCACCAGCAAGUUCCAUUGCCUGGAGGACCCCUGAGCCCAUCCCUCAGCAGGCCUUGCCGACUUUCCUCCCGCUGUUGGUGCUGGUCCUGCUCCUGACCUUGGCGGUGAUAGCGAUCCUCCUGUUCAUUCUGCUCUGGCACCUCUGCCGGCCCAAGGAGAAAGCCGACCCCUAUCCCUAUCCUGGCUUGGUCUGCAGAGUCCCCAACACCCACGCCCCUUCCUCCUCGCAUCUGUCCUCCCCAGGCGCCCUGGAGACAGGGGACACAUGGAAGGCCUCUCUACUUCCACUCCUGAGCAGGGAACUGCCCGGUCUGGGGUCACAGCCCCUGUCUCGCCUCCUGGAUGAGCUGGAGGUGCUGGAAGAGCUGAUUGUACUGCUGGACCCUGAGCCUGGGCCAGGUGGGGGCAUGGCCCAUGGCACUACUCGACACCUGGCCGCGAGAUACGGGCUGCCUGCCGCCUGGUCCACCUUUGCCUAUUCGCUGCGGCCGAGUCGCUCGCCGCUGCGGGCUCUGAUUGAGAUGGUGGUGGCAAGGGAGCCCUCUGCCUCUCUGGGCCAGCUUGGCACACACCUCGCCCAGCUAGGGCGGGCAGAUGCAUUGCAGGUGCUGUCCAAGCUUGGCUGAUCUGGGGUUUGUUGGGCUUAACAUUCAAUAAAGAACUUUGUUGACUACUAAGCCCAGUAUACAA
This is a messenger RNA of Chlorocebus sabaeus (green monkey), 1346 nucleotides long. RefSeq names its product IGF like family receptor 1 (gene IGFLR1). Gene Ontology annotation, cellular component: plasma membrane. The record is from RefSeq and is a predicted model, not a curated record. NCBI's taxonomy places the organism in Eukaryota, Metazoa, Chordata, Mammalia, Primates, Cercopithecidae.